GUGCAACACUUGAAGAAAACUUGGCGUAGGCCUAAUGUUAUGUAAAAAAAAAAUGUUUCUUGGUUCGCACAGAGCUUAUUUCUCAAGUUUCAAUAUUCUAAUUAAAUUAUUGGAAAACUGUAUUACCAGCACAUUGUAUUUGUAAAAAUGUUAAAUCGAGAUCCAGUUCUAUUGCAUAAUAUUCUUUUGCUGGUCUACUAUUACCCGACGGUCCAGUCAGCCUGUAAUUAUGUCCCGUUUGACAAAUACAAUUUAGACUAUUUCCGACAAGUGUACCACGACAAAAUGAACAUUCCUUUCAACAAACCUUUAGUUAAACUCAAUACCACUAGGCAAAGGAACAUAUUGUCCAAGUUUAAAAAAGUGAAAUGUGGUGUCUCGAGAGUUGACCCCGAGUCGACUAUCAUUGGAGGCCGAACUUCAAAGACCUUCCCUUGGUCUGUUUCUAUCACAGAUCCACAUGGGGAUCACUUUUGUGGAGGUGUAUUGAUCGCCUCGGACUGGGUUCUGACAGCAGCUCACUGUCUGGUCUUAACAAACCCGAUACUUGUGGUCGACAAGAAUCAUCGAGAUGCUCUUCGCAUGAUACCUCACCCUGACUACAUGCAAGCCGCUAUAGGCAAUGAUAUCGCUUUAAUUCAAUUGGACUCCCCGGUGUGCUCUGUAGAUGACCUCAACCCUGUUUGCUUGCCUUUGGAGGACUACCUAUUCAUCAAGACCAGUGUCUGUUACAUUACUGGAUGGGGCAUAGAAGAUUUGAAAACGCAUCGCGCGCCCAGUAACUUAAAACAGUUACAAGUAUUUCUCCUCGACCAGAGCAUUUGCGCGUACUUACACGCUGCAAUUCCAAACAUUAUAGACGAAAGGAGUAUAUGCAUGGAUUUAGGAGAUGAUACCACCUCAGGACCAUGCCAAGGAGAUUCAGGAGGACCCUUACAGUGCAAAGUUGGAACAAGGUUUUAUGUAGCUGGAGUUAUCAGCAUCGCUGCAGAAAACUGCUCAGCGACAUCUUAUCCUCCCUAUGCCACAAGAGUCGCUUUUUACACUGAGUGGAUCCUGAAGACUUUGACCGAGAACGGUGGUGUGUCAAUGUGUUAAACGUUUUUUAGUAUUUUGCUUCGAAAAUCAAAACAAUGUAUAAUUACUGAAUUCAAUGAAUCUUAAAAACUUAUAGGAAAUUAUAUGUGCAUACUAACUUACAAUGUUCCAGUACUGCAGGAUACCAUGUGACUGAUUCGUGUGCCUGCCACAUUGUCAACUGAAGAAGGUAUAACUAAUUUGUGCUUGAUUAUAUUUUUUGCUGCUUACUACAUCAAUUUCAGAAAAAAACCGAUGGGAAAUACUAGACUAUAUCACCGUCUGGAACAGAAGAUAAUUCCUUAUAUUCCUUAAGCAGUUUCUAUUAACUAUUUUGAACUGAAUCGAUUUAGAUUUAUUGUUUGAUUAUGUUGUUGGAAAACAGUUUGACAUGGUUAUUUAGCGUAGGUCUAUAUAUAAAGGCUAAUAAAUUUCUAGGUUAAAAAU
Molecule: messenger RNA, 1524 nt
Organism: Biomphalaria glabrata
Lineage: Eukaryota; Metazoa; Mollusca; Gastropoda; Planorbidae
Product: tryptase-2-like
Exons: 2
Coding region: 148-1098 (316 amino acids)
Biological process (GO): proteolysis
Molecular function (GO): serine-type endopeptidase activity
Source: RefSeq, a predicted model, not a curated record